AAUGGUAUCUUUUGGGAUCAAGUUGCUCCUCUUUGGGACAUAAAUCCUUUUAAAGAAAAAAUGAUCUGGUGUGGAUGAGUCCCGUUCUUUUGGAGGUCUCCGUCUCGUCUGAUCGUCUCCGGUUUCCUAGUCCUUCAAAGAAAAGAAAAAUUGCUGUUCAGCUUCCAUCCGCUCACAGAUACAGAGACACGAAAAAAGGGUAGUCGGAGAUUUUCCAUGGCGGCUUCAAAGCUCCAAGCUUUUUGGAACCACCCGGCGGGACCCAAAACCAUCCACUUCUGGGCCCCAACUUUCAAGUGGGUUAUCAGCAUAGCCAAUGUCGCCGACUUCUCGAAACCACCUGAAAACAUUUCUUACCCUCAGCAAUGUGUUGUCGCUUGCACUGGAGUUAUUUGGUCACGCUACAGCUUGGUGAUUAAGCCGAGAAACUUGAAUCUUUUCUGUGUGAACAUGGCGAUGGGUGGGACCGGGAUCUAUCAACUGUCUCGGAAAUAUCUGCAUGAUCGGGCUUCCGAAACAGAGGAGGCCGCGGCCAUGGCUGUGGCUAAGGAAUGAUGCAGGUUCAGGAUCUUGGCAUACUCUUCUUCGUUCGGACGGGGAAGGUUGGCUCUUGUUUGACGUCGGAGGCGACAAAUGUAUGAUGAAUUGAUGAUUUAGGUUGAUGGACCAUUCAUUCUGGAAUACUAUGUUUAAGAAUGAAAACAAUAAUUUACAGCU
This is a messenger RNA of Rhodamnia argentea, 717 nucleotides long. RefSeq names its product mitochondrial pyruvate carrier 4-like. The transcript is spliced from 5 exons. Bases 217 to 555 code for a protein of 112 amino acids. The record is from RefSeq and is a predicted model, not a curated record. NCBI's taxonomy places the organism in Eukaryota, Viridiplantae, Streptophyta, Magnoliopsida, Myrtales, Myrtaceae. Gene Ontology annotation, biological process: pyruvate import into mitochondria. Gene Ontology annotation, cellular component: mitochondrial inner membrane.